AUGCCCCCACCAUCCACCCCCCCCAACCCCAACCCAACCUGCCCCUUCUGCGCCAUCGCCCUCGCCAACCCCCCCUCCCCCACCCGCCUCCUCCCCCCCACCUCGGCCGCCCCACCCCCCGCGACGCCCAACCCCACGACCGCGUCCCCCGACCCCACACCCCCGGCCGCCCACCUCAUCCUCUCCACGCCCCACCUGAUCGCGUUCCUGGACCACGCGCCGAUAUCGAGGGGGCACGUGCUGGUCGUCGUGCGGGCGCACCGGGAGAAACUGGGCGAUGUGAGGGUGGAGGAGGGGGAGGCGGUGGGGCGGUGGUUGGGGGUCGUGAGCCGGGCGGUUGUGGGGGCUGUGAGGGAAGGUGAGGCUGGGGAGGGGGAAGAUGCGGAUCUGGACGUGGGGGAUUGGAACGUCGUGCAGAAUAAUGAGGUCGUGCCCCAUGUCCAUUUUCAUAUCAUACCGCGCGUCGGCGAUGUACCGGAGGUGAAGGCGAGGAGCUGGACGGUGUUUGGGAAGGGGCAGAGGGAGGAGUUGGAUGAGGACGAUGCGGUUGUUUUGGUCGGGAGGAUGAGGGAGAGGGUACGGAAAGAGGUGGAGAGGGUUAGGUGGCGGGAGGGAGAGGAGGGGGUUAGGAGGUUACUUGGGGAUGGGCAGGCAGUUGGUGGUGCGGGUGGGAGGGGGGAUGAGGGUGGGUUGUGGAGGGGGACGGGAAGGAGGAGUAAGCUGUAA
Messenger RNA from Letharia lupina, 726 nucleotides. RefSeq lists its product as uncharacterized. The transcript has 2 exons. Gene Ontology annotation, biological process: nucleotide metabolic process. Gene Ontology annotation, molecular function: catalytic activity. The record is from RefSeq and is a predicted model, not a curated record. NCBI's taxonomy places the organism in Eukaryota, Fungi, Ascomycota, Lecanoromycetes, Lecanorales, Parmeliaceae. Bases 1 to 726 code for a protein of 241 amino acids.